UCUUUCUUGUUUGGUCUCUCUGUGUUUCCUGUUAGUGUAGUCAAAUUUAGUCGCCUCUCAUCUCCUGUCCUUUUCAUUGUUUUGAUUUUAUCGUUUUUUACUCGCCCUUUUUCUUUUCUUUCCUAUCGCUUCUGUCCAAACGUUAAUCUGUGUUUCUUUAACUGUUUCUUGUGUGGGUUUACACUUUCCAUUUCUCGUACCCUUGUUUUGAUAAAAAUUCAAUCUCUUAAGCUUCACGGCUACUCUAUUUUUUCAUUUUUUUUUCUUGCGACUUCUUAGUGGUUUCUUUUUUUGUUCACGCUAUCCGUAGAAUUGUCUUGUUUUCUUCUCGCAGGUUUUCUUUUUCUUCUUCUUCUUCAUUUUUCCACCGCUUGGCACUUAUGCUUUUCUGGUUCCUUUUUCUCUCUCUUGUUUCUUAUCGGGGUCUAAAUUUCCUUGUUCUUGUUCAAGGCUCAGUUUUUCUUCUUGGGUUCCUUGUCUCUCUUUGAAGACAAGUUAAAUGUGAGGAAAAGAUUGCAGUUUGAUACAACAAAUUAUAGGAUAACUGGAAGAGUUUUGUUUUGGUAAUAUAAAACCUAGAAAUGAAGUGUUUCUCUAUCUUCAUCAAGGACAAAUCGAAGAACAAGAAAAGAGAAUCAAGAGCUGCUCAUGAAUUGAGGAACCAAAGUAAAUCGGAUAAUUCAGCCUUGAGUCAGACAUCAAGAUCUUUGCCAUCUCCAAGGCGCAUACAAGAGUUGUACAAAGAAAAGGAACAUAAUUUGAGAGUUUUCUCUUUACAAGAGUUGAGGGAUGCAACAGAUGGUUUCAAUAGGAUGCUAAAGAUUGGAGAGGGUGGUUUUGGGAGUGUUUAUAAGGGAACAAUUAGGCCUCUCAAUGGUCAAGCUGAUCCUUUAGUUGUUGCUAUCAAGAGGCUCAACACGCAGGGUUUACAGGGUCAUAAGGAAUGGCUUGCAGAGGUUCAGUUUCUUGGUGUUGUUAAUCAUCCAAACCUAGUAAAACUGUUAGGAUAUUGUUGUGUAGAUGGAGAAAGAGGGAUCCAAAGACUGCUGGUCUAUGAAUUCAUGCCUAACCGGAGCUUAGAAGAUCAUCUUUUUAGCAGGGCAUUCACUUUGCCUUGGAAAACAAGAUUGGAGAUUAUGCUUGGUGCAGCAGAAGGACUGGCUUAUCUACAUGAGGGAUUGGAAGUCAAGGUGAUAUAUCGAGAUUUUAAAUCCUCAAAUGUGCUCCUGGAUGAAAAUUUUAAGCCAAAGCUCUCAGACUUUGGGCUUGCAAGGGAAGGGCCAACAGGCGAUCAUACUCAUGUAUCCACAGCGGUGGUUGGAACAUAUGGAUAUGCUGCCCCUGAAUAUGUUGAAACAGGCCAUCUCACAAUCCAAAGUGAUAUAUGGACUUUCGGGGUCGUACUUUAUGAGAUCCUCACUGGGAGGCGAACACUGGAAAGAAACCGCCCAACAUCGGAGCAGAAGCUUCUAGACUUGGUGAAACAGUUCCCUCCCGAUAGUAAACGAUUCAAAAUGAUAAUAGACCCUCGACUUACAAACAGUUACUCUUUCAAUGCAGCUCAAAAAGUUGGAAAGUUGGCUAAUAGCUGCGUAAACAAAAAUGCCAAGGAAAGACCAACAAUGAGCCAAGUUGUAGAAUGCUUGAAGGCAGCAAUACGAGAAUCAGAAGAUGGUAGCUCUUCUGUUACAUCUUCAUCUAGAAUGCGCAGCCGAAGAUCAAAUAAGGUUUGAACUGUGAAUUCUUAGAUGUUAAAUGUAAAAUGAGAUGCCCCUUGGAUUGUGCAGCUUAAGUUCAAUCCAAAGGCGAGUUCAAGGAUAAUGGAUCCUUCGAGAGGACGCUCAAAUUUGCAAAACUUUGUUCUUAGCAUACAUUUUUUUUCCUACUUUAUACAAUAGCAAGAUUUUUGAAAUCAAGAAUGCUUGUAAAUUAAUAAUAGCUAUUGUAAGUUCUUAUCCAAUAAAUUGCUUAAAAAAA
Messenger RNA from Durio zibethinus, 1977 nucleotides. Its product is annotated as putative serine/threonine-protein kinase PBL19. The record is from RefSeq and is a predicted model, not a curated record. Lineage: Eukaryota; Viridiplantae; Streptophyta; Magnoliopsida; Malvales; Malvaceae. Gene Ontology annotation, molecular function: protein kinase activity; ATP binding. Gene Ontology annotation, biological process: protein phosphorylation.